GUCCCUCCCCUUCAGCCCUGGUUGCUGGCGGCGCCGGAAGUGAUCGGCUGUUUUUAUUUGCCCCGCCUCCGGCCCGGAAAUACUUUCUUGGAAAGAUGGCGGCUGUGUCGGUGUAUGAGCCACCGGUUGGAGGGUUCUCUUUUGAGAACUGCCGCAGGAAUGCCAUCUUGGAGGCGGACUUUGCGAAGAAGGGGUAUAAGCUUCCAAAAGCCCGGAAAACUGGCACUACCAUCGCGGGGGUGGUCUAUAAGGAUGGGAUAGUUCUUGGAGCAGAUACAAGAGCCACUGAAGGGAUGGUUGUUGCUGACAAGAACUGUUCAAAAAUUCACUUCAUAUCUCCUAAUAUUUAUUGUUGUGGUGCUGGGACAGCAGCAGACACAGACAUGACAACCCAGCUCAUUUCUUCCAAUUUGGAGCUCCACUCCCUCUCUACUGGCCGCCUUCCCAGAGUUGUAACGGCCAAUCGGAUGCUGAAGCAGAUGCUUUUCAGGUAUCAAGGUUACAUUGGUGCAGCCCUAGUUUUAGGAGGUGUAGAUGUCACUGGCCCUCAUCUCUACAGCAUCUAUCCUCACGGGUCAACUGAUAAGUUGCCUUAUGUCACGAUGGGUUCUGGCUCCUUGGCAGCAAUGGCUGUGUUUGAAGAUAAGUUUAGGCCAGAUAUGGAGGAGGAGGAGGCCAAGAAGCUGGUGAGCGAGGCCAUUGCAGCCGGCAUCUUCAAUGACUUGGGGUCUGGAAGCAACAUCGAUCUGUGUGUCAUCAGCAAGAGCAAGCUGGACUUUCUUCGCCCCUAUUCAGUGCCCAACAAGAAGGGGACCAGGUUUGGCCGGUACAGAUGUGAGAAAGGGACCACUGCGGUCCUCACUGAGAAAGUCACUACCCUGGAGAUUGAGCUACUGGAGGAAACUGUCCAAACAAUGGACACUUCCUGAAUGGUGCUAGUGGGUGGCUGGGUAUCACUCUGGAAAUCGGGGGCACUGGAAACACCCCUGUGACACCUUCAUUUGGUUCCUGUUUGCUGAAUGAAGUGCAAUAAAAAAAAAAAAAAUGAAAACCACAAUGGGCAGCUGAGA
This is a messenger RNA of Ictidomys tridecemlineatus (thirteen-lined ground squirrel), 1070 nucleotides long. It is a transcript of the gene Psmb7, whose product is annotated as proteasome 20S subunit beta 7. Gene Ontology annotation, molecular function: threonine-type endopeptidase activity. Lineage: Eukaryota; Metazoa; Chordata; Mammalia; Rodentia; Sciuridae. The record is from RefSeq and is a predicted model, not a curated record. Gene Ontology annotation, cellular component: cytoplasm; proteasome core complex.